AUGUCCGGAGCAGACGCCGCCGUGGACGCCCAUCCGAACGACAACUCAACACCACCGCCCGCUAGCAUCACCAUUCCUGGCCCAGCUGGUCACGAGAGCGUCUUCGUCCAUCCAUCGUCUUACUUGCGCCCUCGCAGCCAUGCCCGGCCAACAACCCCAUCGGACACCACCCCACUCGAUGUCGAGCAGACCGAGGGCCUGCGUGCGAUCCGAGCGUUCCUUAAAGUAAGAACGAGCUACGACGUCCUCCCUCUGAGCUUCCGGCUCAUCAUCUUCGACACUGCGCUCCUUGUGAAGAAGAGCCUGAACAUCCUCAUCCAGAAUGACAUCGUAUCCGCGCCGCUGUGGGACUCGAAGACGUCGACGUUCGCCGGCCUACUGACGACCUCCGACUACAUCAACGUCAUCCAGUACUACUGGCAGAAUCCGGAUGCCCUGGCCCAGAUCGACCAGUUCCGCCUCGACAGCCUGCGCGCAGACAUCGAGAAGGCUCUGGGGGUCGCCCCGAUCGAGACCGUAUCAAUUGCGCCGAGCCGGCCGCUGUACGAAGCAUGUCGGAAGAUGCUGGAAUCCCGUGCGAGGAGGAUACCCCUGGUCGACGUGGACGACGAGACAAAGCGGAACAUGGUCGUCAGUGUCGUGACGCAGUACAGGAUUUUGAAGUUCGUGGCGGUCAAUGUGAAAGAGCUGCAGAUGUUGAAGAAGCCGUUGAAAGAUAUCGGUUUGGGCACGUACGAUGAUGUCCAGACUGCACAUAUGGAUACGCCUGUCAUGGACGUGAUCCACAUGCUGGUAAAGAAAAGCAUAUCGAGCGUACCAAUCCUGGAUAAAGACGGCAUACUGAUCAACGUUUUCGAAGCUGUAGAUGUCAUUACAUUGAUAAAAGGAGGUGUGUACGACGACUUGAAUCUCAGCGUGGGCGAUGCAUUGCUCAAGCGGUCAGAUGACUUUGCGGGCAUCUACACCUGCUCUCUGUACGAUAACCUGGCUACGAUCUUUGACACGAUCCGUAAGUCACGGGUGCAUAGGCUGGCUGUCAUCGACGAGAACAACCAUCUUAAAGGCGUUCUCACAUUAAGCGACAUUUUGGAAUACAUUUUGCUAGAGGGAGAGGCCGAGGAACACUGA
Messenger RNA from Coniosporium apollinis CBS 100218, 1128 nucleotides. RefSeq lists its product as uncharacterized. The coding region runs from base 1 to 1128 and encodes 375 amino acids. The transcript is spliced from 6 exons. NCBI's taxonomy places the organism in Eukaryota, Fungi, Ascomycota, Dothideomycetes. The record is from RefSeq and is a predicted model, not a curated record.